UGGCUUGCACUCAGUAGUUAGAGAAGCUCUGCAGAUCGACAGCUUGCUCUGUCUCUCCUCCCUCCCUCCCUUCCUCUCUCCCUCUUCUCUCCUCUCCUCUCCUCUCUCACAAGCGCACGCAGUCGUCCUGACAGGAGCACACACUCUUCCGCUCUCCUGCUCUUUCUCAGAUUAAUUCCAGUCAUUUAUUCGUGCGUCGAGCAGCCCACACGGGGUUUGCAGAGACGCUCCGAGUUCGUUCGCUCACCCUUCCUCUCCCCCGUCCUGGGGAGUUAACCGCUGGAUUAGUGGACGUUUUUUUGUUUUUGCCCCCAGCAGCGGGAGAAGGACGGGCGAGGCGUGAGGAUGGCCCAGCAAGCGGCCGUGGGCCACCAGGACACGCUGGCAGUGCCGCCUAUGCCCAAGCAUGUCGGGUUGAACGAGGACCUGGUGAAGAUCCUGAGGGAGAACCUCCUGCAGCAGGAGCGACCCCGAGGGCACCGCCGCUCGCCCUCCUCUAUUUCGCCCCGGCUGUCGCCACGGAACUCCCCCCGUCUCCUCCGACGGAUGCUUCUCAACAACAACAUCCACAAGCAGAGGCGCUUCACUGUGGCACAUACUUGCUUUGAUGUGGACAAUGGCACCUCAUCAGGACGUAGUCCGCUGGAUCCCAUGGCCAGCCCGGGGUCAGGUCUCAUCCUCCAGGCCAACUUUGUGCACAGCCAGAGGAGAGAGUCCUUUCUGUACCGCUCUGACAGCGACUAUGACCUCUCACCAAAGUCUAUGUCUAGAAACUCCUCCAUCGCCAGUGACAUACACGGUGAUGACAUGAUUGUUACCCCUUUUGCACAGGUUCUGGCGAGUUUGAGGACUGUCCGCAAUAAUUUUGCUGCUUUAACAAAUGUACAACAGGAAAGGCCCAAUAACAAACCCCUAAAGCACCUGCGAUCUGACACCUUGCCUCCUUCUCUUCAUCCAGAGGAGGCCUACCAGAAACUGGCCACAGAGACCCUGGAGGAGCUGGACUGGUGCCUCGACCAGCUUGAGACCCUACAAACCAGACAUUCGGUCGGCGAGAUGGCAUCCAACAAGUUCAAGAGGAUGUUGAACAGAGAAUUGACUCACCUCUCAGAGAUGAGCCGAUCUGGUAACCAGGUGUCUGAGUUCAUCUCCAGUACAUUCUUAGAUAAACAACACGAGGUGGAGAUGCCAACGCCCCAGUCCCAGAAAGACAAGGAGAAGAAGAAAAGGCCGAUGUCCCAGAUUAGUGGUGUAAAAAAGCUAACGCACAGUUCCAGCCUUACCAACUCUAACAUCCCUCGGUUUGGGGUUAAAACUGAAACAGAAGAUGAGCUGGCCAAGGAGCUUGAAGAUGCAAAUAAAUGGGGCCUUAAUGUCUUCAAAGUGUCCGAAUUUUCUGGGAACAGGCCUUUAACGGUUAUGAUGCACACAAUAUUCCAGGAGAGGGACUUGUUAAAGACGUUUAAAAUUCCCCUCGACACGUUUAUCACCUAUCUGAUGACUUUAGAGGACCAUUACCAUGCUGACGUUGCCUAUCACAACAACAUCCACGCUGCUGAUGUCACACAGUCCACUCACGUCCUGUUAUCAACCCCUGCCCUUGAGGCUGUGUUUACAGACCUUGAAAUUCUCGCUGCCAUAUUUGCCAGUGCCAUACAUGAUGUUGACCAUCCUGGCGUCUCCAACCAGUUUCUCAUUAACACUAACUCUGAGCUGGCCCUCAUGUAUAAUGAUUCGUCUGUGUUGGAGAAUCAUCAUCUGGCUGUAGGUUUUAAACUGCUGCAGGAAGAGAACUGUGACAUCUUCCAGAACCUGACCAAGAAACAGAGACAGUCACUCCGCAAGAUGGUCAUUGACAUUGUUCUGGCCACUGACAUGUCUAAGCACAUGAAUUUGUUGGCAGAUCUGAAAACCAUGGUGGAGACCAAAAAGGUGACCAGUUCUGGGGUAUUACUGCUAGACAACUACUCUGACAGGAUACAGGUCUUGCAGAACAUGGUGCACUGUGCAGACCUCAGUAACCCCACCAAGCCGCUGCAGUUGUACAGGCAGUGGACGGACCGCAUCAUGGAGGAGUUCUUCAGCCAGGGGGACAGAGAGCGGGAGCGCGGCAUGGAGAUCAGCCCCAUGUGUGACAAGCACAACGCUUCAGUCGAGAAGUCCCAGGUGGGCUUCAUCGAUUACAUUGUUCACCCUCUGUGGGAGACGUGGGCAGACCUGGUGCACCCAGACGCACAGGACAUCUUGGACACACUGGAGGACAACAGGGAGUGGUACCAGAGCACCAUCCCCCAGAGCCCCUCUCCAGCGCUGGACACCAACAGCGAGGGCCGACGCACCGCCGGCCAGGAGAAGUUCCAGUUUGAACUGACUCUGGAGGAGGACGGAGAAUCAGACACGGAGAAGGACAGCGGCAGCCCUCCUGAGGAUGAGGAAGAAGAGGAAGAGGAGGAAAACAGCUGCAGUGACACUAAAACCCUUUGCACACAGGACUCCGAAUGUACAGAGAUCCCCCUGGACGAGCAGGUGGGGGACACACAGGAGGACGAGGAGGAAGAGGACGAACAGGAGGAGGAAAGGGAAAUUUCAGAACCCUGUGUUUUAGAGGAGGAGGAGGAGGAGGAGGAGGAGGAGGAGCACACUGCCAACACAUAACACAGUAUGACACAGCACCUGAACUUUUUUAUAUUAGAGAUGAGACACACUUAUUUAUGGUAAAGAUAUUCGUUUUUUUCAUCGUCUAUUUUACAUACGUCGUUCAAAAGUGCUUUUUAAAUGUCCGCCUUUAACCGUUUUUUAUUUUUCAUUUUUUGAGUUACAACCACUUUUACACUCAGGAAUAUCUUUUCCAUUUAAACCUGUCAUUCAUACAAACAAACGUAACAAAUGAAAGGUUAAAAAGCUUGACCGAUUGUGAGGUACUUUUAUUAUUAUUAUAAUAUUUUUUUUUCACUGAAUCAGUAUUUCAGAAACACUGAACUUAGAAAGCAGCUGUUUUUUCACCACCGAGACACUAUUUUUUCCUGUUUAUCUGAAGGAAAGCGGCAAUUCGAAGCAUUUUUGCAGACAAACACUGGAAGUGAAUACUUCAUGCUUUGGACUUCAAGUCUUCCUGAUGCCUUGAAUGUGUUAUUAAUGAUGGAUUUAGCUCUCUGUUGUGUUUGUGAAUCAUUAUUUGAAGCAUAUGGACAUGGUACCAAAGUGAAAAGAACUCACCAUUUACACAGACAAUACACUUUUUCAUUUAAAUUACCAUAUUUGGUGUAAAUAUGGUAGUUUGUGCAUCUUUUUAUUAUUCUUUAAAAAAAAAUUACCCUUAUUUUUUGCAUCCAAUCCAGAUCUGAAAAUGGUUCAUUAAAAAAAUAUUUUGUUUUAAACAAUUCGUUUUUCAGCUUAUCAAUAAUUCCUAAUUGUGGCCCUAUUUCAAUGUUUCAAAAUGUUAUUCCCCCAAGAACAAGAACUUAUAAUUCUGUUAUAAAAUAAGAGCUUGAAUAAGCCUUAAAUGUUUUGUUGCCUACCAGUAAUAUACAAGAACAUGCAAGCAAUGGAUUCAAAUGAAUCCUAAUAAUAAUGCUAUUUAUUAUCAUGUUAAUGAUGAAUCCUGAAAUCAACUGACAUAAAUGAAGAAGCUCAAUUUACCGGUUUGUGUUUUCACAUGAUCACGGGAUAUUUCACAAGUGUGAAUCUAGUUGCACUGUAUUUUUUUUUUUUUUUUUUAUUGUUGUAUUUUUUUCUUCAUUGUAUUUAUUUUGGACAUUUUUGCCAAACAUUACCAGUCGCAAUGAUUUUAAUUGCUGCUUUAUUCAUCUCUGUCAAGCGUUCUACUGUACAAACAUCCUCUUCAUUUGAUUUUGAUGCUAGCAUUAUUUAUUAAUGCUCUUUGAUGUGCUUUGAUGUAGCAUAUUAAAGUGUUUUAAUCAACUUGUAGCAUAAGCAGUUCAGGCUUAUGAGUCAAUUUUCCUUAAAAUAUUUUAAUUAUACAUAUGCAGUAGAUAUACUUAAUCAGAUGUACAAAAUUCUAUAUAAUAUUGAAGCCUUUUGAAAAGACCCCUUUUUCAUUGCUUUCUUUAUUCCAUGUAAAACUCAUUCUGUUGCCAAGUUUGCUUUUUUAUCAGAAGGUUUUUGUAUUGUCUACAUUGUUUCUCAUUUCUCUCUGUUUACAUACAUGUAUUUAUUGUGCUGUAUAGUACAUAUUGUUGAUCUUAUCAUGUGGUUGUAAAUGAUUAUAUCAUCCCUUUUGGUGAUGGUGUUGUAUUAUGGAACUCUUACUGAGAGAAUGUUUGUUAUUCUUAGUAUGUAAUGAUCCCAUUGAAAUGUGUCUCUAGAGAGAUUGCGUAGAGAAAGGGAAAGCCAAAUUAUAGUCAUUACUGUGUUUAUUUUUUUAUUCUUUCUUUCUUUUUAAAAGAAAGUGGUUCCGUGGCCUGAGGGUUGUGCCUUACAGAUAGCUCUUUAGAUUUUAUCCUCUUGCUGCACUAAAGAAACUACUGGCUGAAAAUCGACCUAGAUGUGUUUGUCGUGUUCCUCCUGUUUAUGUGGCAUAAAUGCUCCCAGACAAAAGUUGUCAGACCUCAUUGGACAGGGUAAAAACAGGCCAGUGUGAUGGGUUUGGGUUUGCAACCUGCUGUAAGAACCUCCAUCAUAUUUCCGUCUAUGCUGUUCAUUUGAGACAUUUGAGUUUCAUGCAAUAUGAGAGACAACAUUUCUGUUUGGGGAUUACAGGGCAUUUUGAUUCCCAGAUCCAGAGAGGGGUUAGAGCAUCCUUCAAAAAAGAGCCCAAAUGCUCAAUUUGGCACUCAUUUUGACACAUAUACUGUAGAUUCUGAUUGACCCUAAAUGGAUGAAAUCAGUGCGUCCUUCUGGUCUCUUUUUAAAUUAAGAGAAAAAUACACAGAAUUUGAACAAAUUUUAUUUAGGGAUAAUUAUUAUUAUUAUUAUUAUUAUUUUUUGUUAUGUGACUUGAAUGACAAAACUUGUCUGGAGGUUUCACAAGACCUGUAGUUGUUUAUUGGAAUCCUUGUUUAUCGCAGUCUAUCGGAUAGAACUGUAGAAAUACAAAUUUACAUACGAAAACUGGUAAAAUUCAAUAAAAAUGUUUUUAUAUGCACCAAAAUAAAAGCAUGGGUUGACUAUGA
Messenger RNA from Carassius auratus (goldfish), 5132 nucleotides. Its product is annotated as cAMP-specific 3',5'-cyclic phosphodiesterase 4D. Gene Ontology annotation, biological process: signal transduction. Lineage: Eukaryota; Metazoa; Chordata; Actinopteri; Cypriniformes; Cyprinidae. The coding region runs from base 346 to 2655 and encodes 769 amino acids. Gene Ontology annotation, molecular function: 3',5'-cyclic-nucleotide phosphodiesterase activity. The record is from RefSeq and is a predicted model, not a curated record. The transcript has 14 exons.